Molecule: messenger RNA, 1617 nt
Organism: Alternaria atra
Lineage: Eukaryota; Fungi; Ascomycota; Dothideomycetes; Pleosporales; Pleosporaceae
Exons: 4
Coding region: 1-1617 (538 amino acids)
Molecular function (GO): FAD binding
Source: RefSeq, a predicted model, not a curated record
AUGAAAUCCUUCUUUUCCCUUGGCGCCUUCCUGGCAUCUGUUUCAGCUCAGGCUGGGACCUUCGAACCCGUUGACUUCAAUGUGACUGAGGCUUUGAUCGCGAACGGCGUCAAUGUCUCCGCCAUCCCUCAGCUCCCAGAUUUGGUGGAACGAACGUCACCCAGUGGCUGCUCGAUUGCUUGCUCUUCGCUAAAGCUCAUAUACGGCAGCGGAAAGCUCUUAUCGGAGCAAACCUCCGCCUAUGACGCCUUCACUGGUGCAUAUUGGGCUGCCCAACAGGGCGCAUUGAAUCCUCGGUGUAUAUUUGAGCCUUCCAGCACAGUGGAAGUGUCAUCUUUAGUCUUGAUAUCACGUCUGACGCAGUGCCCUUUUGCUGUCAAGGGUGGCGGUCAUGCUGCCUUUGCUGGUGCAUCGAGCAUUGAAGGUGGUAUCACCGUUUCAAUGAAAAGGUUCGAUACUGUUGCGGUUUCGAACGAUAAAAGGUAUGCUAAUGUCGGCCCCGGAAACUUGUGGGUAGAUGUAUACAACAAGCUUGAGAAGUCCGGCCUCGGAGUCGUUGGCGGUAGAAUGGCGCCAGUUGGCGUUCCGGGUCUUAUAUUGGGUGGUGGUAUCUCCUUCUUCUCCAACAAAGCGGGAUGGGCCUGUGACAACGUUGCUGCCUACGAAGUCGUCACAGCCUCUGGUCUCGUGGUAACCGCUACCCCUACGACAUUCCCAGAUCUAUACUGGGCACUUCGGGGCGGCGGCGGGAACUUUGGCAUCGUUACCAACUUCAAACUUGAUGCAUUCCCGCUUGGUCAAAUGUGGGGUGGUCAGCGCAUCUUCACAGAAAACAACUUCACCGGCGUGCUCGAUGCUCUUUACAACUUCGCCGUCACUGGGUCUUCCAAGGAUACCGAUGCUGCUGAGAUUGUUUCCUUUAGUUCCAUUCCCAGUAUUGGAAAAAUCGCGAUAGUCCAAACACACUACGCUCAACCUGUCGCUGACCCUCCUGUCUUCGACGAGAUCCGAGCUCUUUCUCCCGUGAUGGACGACACAGCAUUUGGCACGCUGGCCAAUAUGACCAUGAAGAUGAACGGCGGUAGGGCGGAGGAAGACCUCGGUAAUCGCCAAACAAUGUGGGACGUGUCUCUCAAAGUUGACCGCGAGCUUUACGCCUACCUCGUUGAUACUUUUUACACGCUUCUACCCGAGAUUCAAGCUGUCGAAGGCCUUUCGCCAUUUAUCUCCAUCCAGGCUAUUACCGAAGGCCAACUCAAGGGUAUGCAGAAGAACGGUGGCAACGCGCUAGGCCUUGAUGCCGGCAAGAGUCCUUACUUUGUCAUGAAUAUGAGCGCCUGGUGGAAUAAGGCUUCGGAUGAUACCGCUGUCCUCAGAUUCUUCUCGACUGUCAUGCAGAAGAUCAAGGCUCAUGCGAAAAGCAAAGGCUUGGACAAUAACUACAUCUAUAUGAACUACGCGAGCGAGUUCGAGGACCCUCUUGCAAGUUAUGGGUCGGCGAACGUAGCGAAGCUGAUCGCUGUGAGCAAGAAGUACGACCCUGCUCAGGUAUUCCAGAAGCUUCACCCAGGUUACUUCAAGUUGGGUCAAGGAGCGCCGAACAAGAACAUGCCAUAG